AUGGCGGACGUCAAGAGCAAGAACCUCUACGAGCUGUUGGGCAACACCUCUGACCAGGAUUCCGAUCGCGAACCUGAACCACCUACCAAGGCCAUCGAAAAGCCAGUUGCUCGAGCUGGCAAACGCGAUGCUCCAAAGGAGGCACCAGCUGCUGAUCCCCUCGGCAACGUAGCGACUCGCGGCCGUGGAGGUCGAAGAGGAGGUGGGUUCAGUGGAAGCGAAGCAGCAUUCCGUGACCGAGCUACUGGCCGAACCUACAACCGCGACAAGCCUACCGAAGGUGAAGGCGCUGAUGGUUUCGGAAACAAACCAGGUCGCACAGAAGGCGCUGCUGGUACUCGACGAGGUGGCCGUGGUGGUGACCGACCCCGUCGAGGUGGUGAUCGACAUGUCAACCGUACCGGCAUUGCUGAACAUCCCAAGCAAGAGGGACACGGUUGGGGUGAAGCCACCGCCGAUGGCGAAUUCGCUGACGAGAAAGCUGGCGAGGCCAUUGCCAAAAAGGAGGAAAAGGAAGGUGGUUGGGACGCUGGUGCGAAUCAAGUUUGGAACGAGAAUGCUGAGCCAGUAACAACAGCCGAGGGUGGUGAGACCGCUCCAGCAGGCGAAGAGGAGCCCGAGGACAACAGCAAGUCUUAUGCCGACUACUUGGCUGAGAAGGCCGCUAAGAAGCUUGAGGAACUUGGUCUCAAGGAAGCUCGUGCACCAAACGAGGGCGCAAAGGAGGACAAGAAGUGGAAGUCGGCCAAAGAGCUGACCAAGGAAGAGCGCGCCGACUACUUCAAGGGAGAAGAAAAGGCCAGACGUGAGCGCGAGCGUGCUACGAAGAAGAACUUCCUCGACAUCGACUACUCGUUCAAGGAGCAGCCACGCGAGGCCGGUGGCCGUGGCCGUGGCCGUGGCGGUCGUGGUCGCGGUGAGCGUGGUGACUUCGGUGGUGAGCGCCGAGAGCGUCCCGACCGUGGUGACCGAGGUGACCGUGGCGACUUCGGUGGCGAUCGUGGUGAGUUCCGUGGUCGUGGUCGCGGUCGUGGCCGUGGAGAUCGUGGAGGAGAUCGCGGCGAGUUCCGUGGCCGUGGACGUGGACGUGGCGGCAGCAGCGAUGGCCCAGGUGUUGCUGUUAACGACGAAAGCGCCUUCCCCAGCCUCGGCGGAAAGUAG
Messenger RNA from Exophiala viscosa, 1161 nucleotides. RefSeq lists its product as uncharacterized. The transcript is spliced from 5 exons. Gene Ontology annotation, cellular component: cytoplasm; nucleus. Bases 1 to 1161 code for a protein of 386 amino acids. The record is from RefSeq and is a predicted model, not a curated record. Lineage: Eukaryota; Fungi; Ascomycota; Eurotiomycetes; Chaetothyriales; Herpotrichiellaceae. Gene Ontology annotation, molecular function: RNA binding.